AUGGACGCUCGGCAGGGCAAAUCUUCCAUGAUCCGGCGGUCCAAUUCGAUGUCAAGUAGCAGUCAUCGCCGGCGGACACGAAGUAUCGAUUCGAGUCAAUUCCAAGCAGACGAAGUACCGCUAGAUGAAGACGCUGCGCGGUGGGCAGAAGUCAUCCGUCAACGGCGCUUGUCGAAGCGGAAAAAGGUCGAAGAUGAGGACGCCGUGAUGGUGGGAACGCGCGUUAGUGAGGGUCACACCAACUGGGUCACGGCUUACAACAUGCUCACGGGCAUUCGAGUGGCGACUUCGCGGUGCAAUGCCAAAGUGGACCGAGAAUUGACCGAUAUGGAUUUUGCUGCGCGGCAUAAGCUUACGUUUGAUCUUGCGGGCAACGAACUUACCCCUUCUGCGCGGUAUGAUUUUAAAUUCAAGGACUACGCUCCCUGGGUGUUCCGGCAUCUUCGCGCAGAGUUCUGCAUAGAUCCUGCGGACUAUCUUAUGUCCCUGACUGGCAAAUACAUCUUGAGCGAGCUGGGCUCCCCUGGCAAGUCUGGGUCCUUCUUUUACUUUUCGCGCGAUUAUCGGUUCAUUAUCAAGACACUUCACCAUGCGGAGCACAAAUUCUUGAGGCGAAUACUGAGACAGUACUACGAUCAUGUCAAAAAGUAUCCCAACACGAUGAUUUCGCAAUUCUAUGGUCUCCAUCGCGUCAAGACAAGCUUUGGCAAAAAGAUUCACUUUGUGGUGAUGAACAACCUCUUUCCGCCGCAUAUGGACAUUCACGCGACAUACGAUUUGAAGGGCUCUACGGUAGGGCGCAUUUUCUCGGAAGAGUCCAAGAAGAAGAACCCUCGCGGCACUCUGAAGGAUCUCAACUGGCUAGGCAACGAUGAGCGGCUCAAGCUCCCGUCAGCAAAGCGGCCCGCAUUUGUCGAGCAAUUAGAAGCGGAUGUCAAGCUUCUUGCUCAGCUCGGUAUUAUGGACUAUUCUCUACUUUUGGGCAUCCACAGAAUGAAAGAGGCAGCCGCAUUUUCGCCUCCAACGAGUCCCUUGGCUCUGCAAAAUGACAGUUCCAAUGGUGCACCACUUGUUCGGACGCCUUCUGUUUCUGGUCAAGCCUACCGUAGACGCGACUUACGGCGCAUGGUGACCCCACAGGGCUCGCCUAUUACCCUCGGACAGUUAAACGCUCAUGGCCCUCCUGGCCCUCAUACACGGACCAACAAUGUUGCAGGAAUCGAUCGCCAAUUGCAAGCUCCUCCACUGACAGCGAUUGCGUCCGAGUCAGAUAUUGGUAUCGUACACAGUGAGGGAAUGCGGCAUAAUCUGUUUUAUCAGUUUGAAGGUGGCAUACGCUCAGAAAAUUGUGAUGGUACACCUGGCGACGUUGUCUACUACCUAGGCAUCAUCGACUUGCUGACACGGUAUGGCACACGCAAGCACCUGGAGCACUUCUUCAAAGGUUUAGGAAAACCGGCCGAGUAUAAAAAGCAGAUCAGUGCAGUUCCGCCGCAGGAUUAUGCCAAGCGCUUCCGAGACUUUAUCUCUGCCAUGACCAAGAAGCCAAAUGAAAUUAAGGAAGGUCGUCUGAAGAGGACACCAAGUGCUGUAGCGCUGGACUCGGCGAUGCGCGAGCUCGAGCGUGAACACGCUGAUGAGCACUCUCAAGCGGCCGGUCCAGUGAUGUCUCCCGUCUUGCAACGCAAUCCCGAUAUUAUCCUGCCUGUGCUGGAAGAAGGUGCUCCUCAAUCGCCAACGACACAGGCGGGGCCAAAGUCACCGACUUCAAGCAAACGGCGCAGUCAGGAAUUGGCGGCUCCUGGCGCUCGCAAUUCGAACGAUGAUGAUGAGACUCAGAAAGAAUUGUAUUUGAAUGACAAGCCCAAAGUCGUCGGCAAUAGCCCUUCAGUCAGGACAGAAGCAGAUGUCAGCGGAGGAACGGAUAGCCAUGAUUCCGGACUUGCCUCGAGCUUGGAUUGUCUGCCAGAAGUACCGGAAGAGCCUUCACGAGAGUCCUCCAUCAAGAGGCCGACGAAGGAAGCAUUACGGAUCUUGACGCCUGCGAGUCCUCCGACUGCUCUGGAACUGGCGCCCGCACUCGAACGCGAUCCCCGGCUCUCUACAGAAACCCUGACCAAUGGCAAGACUCUACUAGCCACGUAUGAGCUCAAUGACAGCAAUGUGGUGCAGCAACCAACGCCUCCUCGAACACAAGCUACGUCUCCCGCACUGAGCUCCAAAAGAGUAUCAAAUAAAUCGCCCAUCAAGGCUGCUAGGCGGCAAGGCAUGCUCAUGGAGAAGGCUGAUAUUGCGUACGAAGACGAAGGCUUUGAAGACGGCGCGGUCAUGUCUCCGCGGCCUACAAAGACCAUCUUGUCGACAUGA
Messenger RNA from Protomyces lactucae-debilis, 2367 nucleotides. RefSeq lists its product as uncharacterized. Gene Ontology annotation, biological process: phosphatidylinositol metabolic process. Gene Ontology annotation, molecular function: phosphatidylinositol kinase activity. NCBI's taxonomy places the organism in Eukaryota, Fungi, Ascomycota, Taphrinomycetes, Taphrinales, Protomycetaceae. The record is from RefSeq and is a predicted model, not a curated record. The transcript has 2 exons. The coding region runs from base 1 to 2367 and encodes 788 amino acids.